UGCAAGAGGUCCCCAGGUCAUCAUCAAUCUCCAUGGCACAGGAACCCCUUCUAACAUGAGACAUCAGCUACAGGAUACAUCUGUGGCAAAUUUGGUGGUGCAUUUUGCAAGAUUAGGGGUCUAAAUAUGCAAUUUUAAAGGUUAGGGACUGGGAUGAGAGCAACGAACAAGUUUAGGACAGCCACUGUAAUCUACUUAAAUAUGAAAUAUAAGUUUUUCUCUGAUAAUGGUUCACAUGAAAUGAUGAAAUUCAUGGUGCCCAUGAAGCCAUGACAUGUUCAGUCCAUUAGGGCCCUUGGGAUGGUGCAUGGAACAGCUACUGCAACCUUACUACUUGCUUGUCAUUGCACCUUAUAUUUUCAAAGAUACUUCAUUAUGGCAGCUAGACGCAAUGUUAGAGGUUAUGCUCCUCUUGCUACAGAGGACAGGGAUGACAACAACCUUACUGAUGAUGUUGACCUUCGGUUCGCCUACACCCCAAAAUCCUUUAGAAAAAUCCCAUGGAAGUCAAUUGCCUUGGCACUAUUCCUUCUCCUCCUUGGAAGCUCUCUACUCUUCCUUUCAUAUUUCAUAUUCACAGAUCACAUGGAGGGUGAUAACUCUCAGGCGUAUGGUCUCUUAUUCCUGGGUAUCCUUGCCUUUCUUCCUGGAUUUUAUGAGACUCGAGUUGCUUACUAUUCCUGGAGAGGAGCACCAGGGUACACCUUUGCAUCCAUUCCAGACUAUUAGCCUUUUCAUUUCGUCUUGCAGAGGGGGCAGUGAAAACGAAAAUGGGCAAAAGCUUGAAACUUCAAUCAGGAAGUAGGAGUCAAAUGAGUUCUUGUUUUUAUUACCACUAAAAUGUCAGCAUGUAAUGAUGUAAAUGAAGACAUGAAGUCACCUGCUCAUUGCUGUGGUCUCCUAAUGGUAUAUUUCACCAGGCAUCACUAGUGCUUGCUUUAGAUAAAAC
Molecule: messenger RNA, 949 nt
Organism: Oryza brachyantha (malo sina)
Lineage: Eukaryota; Viridiplantae; Streptophyta; Magnoliopsida; Poales; Poaceae
Product: transmembrane protein 230
Exons: 3
Coding region: 301-729 (142 amino acids)
Cellular component (GO): endomembrane system
Source: RefSeq, a predicted model, not a curated record